Messenger RNA from Miscanthus lutarioriparius, 1278 nucleotides. Lineage: Eukaryota; Viridiplantae; Streptophyta; Magnoliopsida; Poales; Poaceae. The record is from the annotation of a GenBank genome assembly.
AUGGCGGAUCACCAGGAGAUGAUCCAUCCACCAGCGGCUACCACUACGGGCAGUACCAGUCACGGACACGGCGGCGAUUGGUGGACCACGGCGGUGUCCUGCUCGCCGGAGCAGCUACCUGCUGGGUUUGGCGCCGCCGGCUGGUCGUCUGCUGAAGGCAACAAGUCGAGGUCCGGAAACGCGGCCUCCUCGGAGUCUCCCGGGUCCAACCACUCGCUCGCCACCGGCGGUAGCUCCGUAACCUUCCAAGACCCUGCAGGUGCCGUCGCCGAUCAAGGCGUGGUCGCCAUGCCGUCGCACCCCGCGGCGUCUGGUCUCGCCUCCAGCAGCUGGAACCAGCCUUCUUACUACUUGGACGGAUCUGUUGGUUUCCAUGGCUACAUGAGCUCAAGAAGCGACCAGCAGGUUCAUCACCUAGGUCUGAGGAGCCCCUCAUCGAAUCACAACAACAGCUUGAUGCUACAGGACGCCCAUGAUCCCAACCACCAGUUCCUGUCCAACCUUGGGCUGGAGCUGCUCUCGUCGCCGACUUCGUCUUCCGGCGGGUUCCGGACCUCCUCACUGCUCAGAAGCCUCACGGAGCCAUCGGCGGCAGCAGCAGCGAAGACUUCGCCGGGCUUCCUGCAGCAAUACCAGCAGCAGCAGACGAUGAACCAAGCACCAGCUGGAAGCAUCAGGGAGGCUCUGCAGUUCACCAAUAGCACGCCGUUUUGGAACCCUUCUGCCGGCGGGUUUGCUUCGGUGGCGGAGGGGGCAGCAAGCUUACUAGGGACUGCCGCUGGACCACCGUCAGGGCAAUCUAGGCCGGCGAAUUUUGGAGUCAAGAGUGCAUUAGAAGGUGCCGGAGACUCUAGCAACAUCAUUGCAAAGAGGACGAACACCGCUCCAACGCCGCCGCUCAAGAAAUCGAGAACAGGGACACCAUCACCGUUGCCUACCUUCAAGGUGAGGAAAGAGAAGCUUGGUGACAGAAUCACAGCACUUCAGCAACUAGUCUCCCCUUUUGGAAAGACGGAUACGGCAUCGGUGCUCCACGAGACCAUCGAGUACAUCAAAUUCCUGCACGAUCAAGUUGGUUCACUCAGUGCUCCUUACCUAAAGAACAGGCAGCAAGUGCCCCAUCACAAGGUCUUGAGGGACGGAGGCGAGGCGGCGGCGGCAAACGGAGAACUCACUGGCCGAGGGCUGUGCCUAGUCCCAAUAUCAAGCACCUUCGCGGUGGCCAGUGAGAUGCCGCUCGAUUUCUGGACGCCGUUUGGAGGCCCUGCCUUCCGGUAG